AUGCCGCUCGCCUCGACCAACGCAAAGGCGCGUCUGGCGGCUACCAAGACGCGCCAGCCCAUCGCCUCGACCUCCGCCUCGACAUCUGCGUCUGCUUCGGCUCAUCCGACUGCCGCGUCCAUUCGCAGUAGAGUGCCUCCCUCAGGUCAUGCCUCCCUACACGAUUCUGCGCUCUCGCAACCCCAACCGUCGCGGCCGUUGCAACUCCAGCUGCCGCCUCCCCUCCCAACACUUGUCGAUCUGCAGACUGCAAACAAGAUCGCGCCCUCAUCACAGGUCAUUAGCGCACGCUUGCUAUCACUCGCACGCUCCUUUCUCGCCAUUCAACCGGACACCGCCUCGCCCGACCCCCUAGACUGGGAACUCGAUCUAUGCACAGCCACCUUCUCCGCCGUCUAUGCAGUCUGCCUCGAUCCUGCCUCCACCCUCGCUCGCAGGACGCUCGCCCGAUGCGCUCGUCUAGGCGGCUUCAACAUCGUCCUGCCCUUCGCGCCGGCUGGCAGCGCCGCCUCUUCCACCGUCUCUCCCUCAACGCUAAGCUCGCAUGACCCGCACGACGUUCCGGGCGCUCACGCCUGCAUCCACAUCCUCCAGCAAGGCUCAGCUGCUACCUUCCAGGAUUCCGACAGCGCCAGAGAGUAUCGAGACGCCAACCGCGUCCUUGGACGUGCCUCGGAUGCUGCAGAUGUUCUCAGCAUACUCAACGACAAGGUGCUUGGAAAACGAAAGGCCUCGGACACCAAAGGUGACCUCACCUCCACCGCCCAGCCCGUGCCGGCACACGCUCGCUUCGCGUCACAGCUCCAGACAGACGUUGCUCACGCCUCUUAUUCACGCAACCGUGUCGAGGAGGCGCGAGCCACUUUCGUCCAUGCCUUGGAGCAAGACCCCUUCAAUUGGCGCGCAUGGGCAGGGCUUUGCGACACUGGCUACGGCUCGGGUUCUGCGAGUCGGCAUCUCGGUCUGUCCGCUCUGGAUCGCCUCUACUCCAAGAUCGUGGUCGACGUGCAGGCGCCAUACGUAUCCAUGGAGGCAGCACUCAAGUCUGCACCCGCCUUCUCGGCUGGCGGCCACGCAUCCUCCUUGGCCAUGGUUCGCAAGGUGUCCGAAGACGGAUCGAACAAAAAGUUCAAAGUCUCCUCGGAAGCUCCCCCCGUGCCUCCCCUGCCGACCAGCGACAACCGUACAGCACCCUCUUCUGCCAAACCGACGGGCAACCUCACGCCUCCGCUCCCCACCACUUCGGCGAGCAGCGUUACGGCAACUCGGCUCCAUCCACCCUCGCGCGCCCUCUCCGCUGCACAGACCAACACCCACCAUCUCGACCCCUUGCCUUCGGAGCAGGACGACGUCAAGGCCUCCAAGGUCAAUACUGUCAUUUCGCGGCCAACUCGCAACGGCGCUGUUCGCACCGCCACCAUCACCGAUGGCACCACGACGCAGAACGGCCGACAGCUACGCUCGACAGCUCAGAGAACGGGGCCGGCAGCCGCGCCGACCAACGUGGCCGCUCGCGCCCGUCCCGUCUCGGCCGUGCAAGGCAGGGCCGGCGCAAUCAGCCAAGCCGGCAGCGUCUCGUCGACCUCAUCGGCGUCGUCUGCAUCCUCAAUGACUUCGCGCGCCACUGCCUCGACCGCUCGCACCGCCGUGUCCACGCGUAGGGCGGCGACAGCCACGACCAGCCAGCCCACAGCGCGCGUCGGUACCGUCAAGUCCACUGCGCCAGCUUCUGCGCGGAGCGACACGGCCGUGAACGGAACCGCCGCUGCAACGAGGAGGGUGCCGACAGCAAGCGCUGCUCGCUCCGCGACGGCUAGUUUGAGCCGGCCGGGCAGCGCCAUGUCCAAGGCCAGCUCGACCUCGAUCAGUGGGCAGAGCACCACCGCUCGUGCCAAUGGAUCGCUCGCAUCCGCCCGCACCGCCGCCGACGCCAUGCGCCAGAAGGAAGAGGAGACGGCGAGGGCUAAGCUCGAUGAGCUUGUCGCGCUGCGCGAGUCGUGCAUGCAGCGUCUGACCGCGCUCGCUCACCAGCAUGCCGCAGACCGGUACAUCCUGGCCCUGCUCGCCCACGUCGGAGAGGCGUAUCGACUGCUACGUCUGUGCGAAGGGGACAAGGCCGCGGCCGCGCUCAUGCAGAACGUGCUGCCGUCGAUCGGCGCUGCUGGCCAAAACGAGAACCCAGUUGUGGAGCCGCGAGCGCCAACGGAUGGGCAGCAAGACGAUGCGGACGAGCUUUCGUCGAUAACGGCGACACCCGAAGCGACGCGCCUGCUCGAUCUGCAAGUCAAGGACAGCCUCAUCCACCACUUGCUGCUCGGCCGAAGCUACGCCGAAAGUGCGCAGUAUGCAUCUGCCGAGACGCACUUUGCUGCGGCGCGCAAGCUGAAUCCGUUCGUGGCGAGUCACACGGACAUCUACUCGCUCGUGCUUUUCCACCUCUCGCGCGAGGUCCAGCUGUCGGCUCUGGCGCAGCACCUGGCCAUGGUCGCUCCGGGCACCGCCGCCACCCACGUUGUGGUGGGCAAUGCCUUUUCGCUGCAGAAGGAGCACCAGACGGCGCUCGUGUGUUUCCAGCGCGCGGCGGCGGCGGCGCCCGACUACGCUUAUGCCUACACGCUCGCGGGCCACGAGGCGCACGACCUCGGGCUUCACGACGAGGCCAUCGCGUACUUUCGCAGCGCCAUCCGCUGCGACCGCCGGCACUGGAACGCCUGGGCCGGUCUAGGGCGUGUGUACCUCGGCAUUGGAGAGCACGAGCAUGCGGCGUGCAAGAGUCUGCAGCAGGCGAUCAGUAUCAACCCCACCAACCACCUGCUGUGGGACUUGGUCGGCUGGACUUUUGCGCUCGUCAGCGCGCCCGCCAAGGCACUCGAGUGCUACCACCGUGCAAUUGAGCUCGCGCCGGCCGCGUCGGUGCUCACGUACUUGCGCCGGGCAGAGCUGCUGCUGCAGCAGGGCGAUGUUGAGGCGAGCCACCGCGAUCUUGCAUGCGCGCACGACCUCGCGCCGGAAGAGGCGAGCAUCCACAUCCUGCUGGCCCAGUCGUACAUGCGCCUAGGCGGCGGCGCCUUCUGCCACCUCGAGACGUCGGGUGGUGCGGGCCAAGGUGGAGUCAAGGCCGGAUCGGCGCUGCGGGCAUCGGGCGUGAUGGUGUUGCCCAAGGCAUACCAUGCCGAGAUCUCGCACCAUCUCAGCGUCGCCGUCGACCUGGAUCCGUCGCUGCUCCGCGUCGUCAAGAGCAUCUGCGAGGGCUACAAGAAUCUGCCGGGCAGCAAGCUCAGUGUGCACGCGCACGACCUCACCGCCGCGUCGUUUACGCAGUCGCAUCUAUCGGCGGACUCGGCGGGGCUCUCGCACUACGAUGCGUCCAGGGCCGAGUCGGACGCCCGACACGCAGACUCGAACGCGCAACACAGCGCAUACGGCUCGUACCGACAGCACAAUUCGCUGCUGGCCAACUCGACGCCGCAGCAUCCCCAGCUGCUGGUGCCUGCCGACUUUGCAUCCACGCAUCCCGCCGCCUACCCCGACUCGAGCAGCUUCCUCAGCUUGCAAACGCCCGGUAGCACGUCGGACAUUGUCCUGGAAGACGCAGACACGUAG
Moesziomyces antarcticus is the source of this 3603-nucleotide messenger RNA. RefSeq lists its product as uncharacterized. Bases 1 to 3603 code for a protein of 1200 amino acids. Gene Ontology annotation, molecular function: protein binding. Gene Ontology annotation, biological process: cell division. The transcript has a single exon. NCBI's taxonomy places the organism in Eukaryota, Fungi, Basidiomycota, Ustilaginomycetes, Ustilaginales, Ustilaginaceae. The record is from RefSeq and is a predicted model, not a curated record.